AUGAAAAAAACAUAUGUGGACGUAACAUGGGUGCUAAUUUUGUCAAUCAUUGUCUGCAUUAGCGAGGCCGUCGAGGUCUACACCAACCAUUUUCACGUUCAUCUCAAAGAGGGCGGUUUGGAGAAUGCUCAUAAGAUCGCAAAACGACACGGAUUCAUCAAUCGAGGACCGGUUCUCGGGUCCCACAACGAAUAUCACUUUGUUCAACCGGCGCUCUCCCACGCGCGCACUAAACGAUCCAUCGGACAUCACGCGAAAUUGCACAACGACGAUGAGGUGGCACACGUCGAACAAUUGAUCGGAUACAAGCGCACCAAACGAGGAUAUCGACCAUUGAAAGAGCGACUUGAAAGCCAAUUCGAUUUCUCGCCGGUUCUCUCGCCGUCCGAUCCGCUUUACUCAUACCAAUGGUACUUGAAGAACACCGGACAGGCCGGUGGCAAAGCUCGCCUCGAUUUGAAUGUUGAAAAAGCUUGGGCGAUGGGAUUCACUGGAAAGAACAUCACCACCGCCAUCAUGGAUGAUGGUGUUGAUUACAUGCAUCCGGACAUCAAGAACAAUUUUAACGCUGAAGCCUCCUACGAUUUCUCUUCGAAUGAUCCAUUCCCAUAUCCAAGAUAUACUGAUGAUUGGUUCAAUUCGCACGGAACACGAUGCGCUGGUGAGAUCGUCGCUGCUCGCGACAAUGGCGUGUGCGGUGUCGGAGUUGCCUACGAUGGAAAAGUUGCCGGUAUUCGAAUGCUUGAUCAACCCUACAUGACCGAUCUGAUUGAGGCUAACUCAAUGGGACAUGAGCCGAACAAGAUCCACAUCUACUCUGCCAGUUGGGGACCAACCGACGAUGGUAAAACGGUGGACGGGCCAAGAAACGCGACGAUGAGAGCAAUUGUGAAGGGUGUGAAUGAGGGACGCGACGGGCUCGGAUCGAUAUUCGUUUGGGCCAGCGGCGACGGCGGCGAGGAUGAUGAUUGCAAUUGCGACGGCUACGCGGCCAGCAUGUGGACGAUCUCGAUCAACUCGGCCAUCAACAACGGCGAGAACGCGCACUACGACGAGUCAUGCUCGUCAACGCUGGCGUCGACGUUCUCGAACGGCGGUCGAAAUCCGGAGACUGGCGUCGCCACCACCGAUUUGUACGGAAGAUGCACACGAUCGCAUUCGGGCACGUCGGCGGCGGCACCGGAAGCCGCCGGUGUGUUCGCGCUUGCCCUCGAAGCCAAUCCGAAGCUCACCUGGCGAGAUUUGCAACACUUGACGGUGCUCACAUCGACGAGAAACUCGCUGUUCGACGGACGCUGCCGCGAUUUGCCGGACCUUGGACUUAAAGACAACCAUCGUGUUUCAAAGGGCAACUGCUCAAGAUUUGAAUGGCAAAUGAAUGGUGUUGGACUCGAGUACAAUCAUCUGUUCGGAUUCGGCGUCUUGGAUGCCGCCGAAAUGGUUAUGCUCGCAAUGGUUUGGAAGACGGCUCCACCACGCUAUCACUGCUCAGCCGGAAUCAUCGACACCCCACACGAAAUCCCCGCUACUGGCAACCUUGUUCUUGAAAUUGACACCGACGGAUGCGCCGGAACACCGACAGAAGUGCGAUAUCUUGAACAUGUUCAGGCGGUCGUCACAUUCAAUUCGACAAGACGCGGCGACACCACAUUGUACCUCGUCUCGCCGAUGGGAACUAGAACAAUGAUCCUCUCGCGGCGUCCCAAGGAUGAUGAUAGCAAGGAUGGAUUCACGAAUUGGCCAUUCAUGACAACGCACACAUGGGGAGAGAAUCCGUCGGGAAAAUGGCGGCUCAUCGCGCGAUUCCAGGGACCGGGAGACCAUCGUGGAACCCUCAAGAAGUUCCAGUUGAUGUUGCACGGCACCCGCGAAGCGCCCUACGAUCUCAUCGAGCCGAUUCAAAACAACGACAAGCUCAACGUGGUCCAGACGGCGCACAAGAGAAACCAGAAGUAG
This is a messenger RNA of Caenorhabditis bovis, 1956 nucleotides long. The record is from the annotation of a GenBank genome assembly. Lineage: Eukaryota; Metazoa; Nematoda; Chromadorea; Rhabditida; Rhabditidae.